AUUGUGAAUAAGGAUAGGGAUUGUGCCAAAUAAUUUCUCCAAAAAUCUAACCAGAAACACCCGUUUCUUCUCUGUUUAAACGGAUCCGUUACAAACCCGUGUCUAGGUUUCUGCCUAACAACUUCAACCUGGCUCACUCCGUCACCGGUUCUCUCACCCAUCUCUUCACUGGCCGUCACUUUAACCGUAACGUCGUCUUUCUCUCUCACUCUAAUUCCAAUCCCUAAACCUCACCUAAUCUUCCUUUCCCUCUCUCGCAUGGCCACCGACGACUUCCCUCUCAUCAACGACUCCCACGCGCCUCCUCCUCACGCGCCAACGCGCCACCCUGAUGCUGAAUCCGUCAACGGCGGAGACUACUUCUCUUCCUACGCAGACUCCGAACCGGAUAAAUCCGGACCCGGAGCCCCAGCGACACCAUCCUCGAAUCGAAACCACCAGAAUCAGAACCAGCACCACCCCUACUAUUACAACAACAGCAGCAGCAAAAGGCAUAAACCAAACGGCAUUAACGUAGAAUCGGAAUCAAACAUCAAUGCUAACUCUGGCGAGUGCCGCUCUGAUUAUCGGAAGGACCGUGAAGAAUGGAGCGACACAGCAAUAUCUUGCUUGCUGGAGUCGUACACGGAGAAGUACAACCAGCUGAACAGGGGGAAUUUGAGGGGGAGAGACUGGGAGGAAGUGGCGGAGGCGGUGAGCGAUAGAGGAGGGAGCAAUAACAAGAAGAGCGUAGAGCAGUGUAAGAACAAGAUUGAUAAUUUAAAGAAAAGAUAUAAAGUGGAGUUACAAAGGAUCAAUAAUAGUAGUGGAGGAUUUGGAAGUAGUGGUACUAGUAGUUGGCAUUGGUUCAAGCAGAUUGAGGCAAUUAUGGGCAAUUCUACAAAUGCUAAGGCUGGUGCGAGUGUAGAUAGUGAAUGUGAUGCAGGAAGUGGUGGAAAUGGUAACUUGAUGGCUAGAGCAGUGAAGAGAUUUACGCCAACCAAUGCUGCCUUUGCAAACAACAUGAAAGCUAAGUCAGUGCCUAAUUUAAAAUGGCAAAGAGUAGUGUUUAAAAUUAGUGGUUCUGCAUUGGCUGGAAACUGCCAGAACAUUGAUCCCAAGGUGGCAAUGCAGAUUGCGAGGGAAGUAGCAGCAGCUUGUCGUGUUGGGCUGGAGGUAGCAAUUGUUGUUGGGGGUUGUAACUUCUUUUGUGGAGACUCAUGGAUAUCUGCUACUGGAUUGGAGAGACCUACAGCAUAUCAGAUUGGUAUGAUGGCAACAGUGAUGAAUUCUAUAUUGCUUCAGUCAGCUUUAGAGAAGCUGGGUAUUCAGUCCCGUGUGCAAAGUGCAUUCACAUUGCCAGAGUUAGUUGAACCUUACAAUAGGCAGCGAGCUAUACGACAUCUUGAGAAAGGAAGAGUUGUCAUAUUUGGUGGCGUGGGUGCUGGUGCUGGAAAUCCACUAUUUACUACUGAUACAGCAGCAGCUUUGAGGGCUUCUGAGAUUAAUGCAGAUGCACUCCUUAAAGGUACAAACGUUGCCGGCAUCUAUGAUUGUCACUCUGCUAAUACGAGCAUAAUACUGGAUCACAUGUCUUUCAGGGAAGUGGUUUCUAGGGGUGUUACCUUCAUGGACAUGAUGGCAAUUACAUACUGUGAAGAAAAUGGAAUUCCUGUUGUAGUCUUUAAUUUGCUCGAGCCUGGGAAUAUUUCAAGAGCAUUAUGUGGAAAUCAAGUUGGCACCUUGAUCGAUCAAGCAGGAAGGAAUAGUUAAUUCAUGAGAAGCUAAUGCUUUAAAGGCUAGUGGUGAUGAAGCACCAAGAUUUCUGAUGCACUGAGAGAAAUAUUCGACUGUCAUGAAAUUAUGGGUGCUAGCUGAUGUGUUAAAGAAGAUGUAUGAUAUUGGCAUUUCCAUUGAUUUAAUAUUGAGCUGCCAUGUUUAAUAGGAGGAGAAUGUUUGUACUUCAGCUAUGCUCGAUGGUUGAAAUGGUGAAUAAAUGCUUAGAAUGCACGAACGCUUCAUUGGGGUGAUUGUAAAGAUUUAUCGUGCUUGUGUUUCCCCUCAAUUCUGUUUGCAGCUUGUGUUGUUUGUAAAUCGGUGUUCAUAUUUAAAAUGUUACUGAUGACAUUGAUGUACUUGUAACGUAGAUAAGAUACAACCUUUUUUUUUAAUUAUUUUUAUAUUAAAGGGAAGAGAUGUUCUGGUAAA
Molecule: messenger RNA, 2187 nt
Organism: Hevea brasiliensis (rubber tree)
Lineage: Eukaryota; Viridiplantae; Streptophyta; Magnoliopsida; Malpighiales; Euphorbiaceae
Product: uridylate kinase PUMPKIN, chloroplastic
Exons: 7
Coding region: 259-1752 (497 amino acids)
Biological process (GO): UDP biosynthetic process
Cellular component (GO): cytoplasm
Molecular function (GO): UMP kinase activity
Source: RefSeq, a predicted model, not a curated record